Molecule: messenger RNA, 1141 nt
Organism: Trematosphaeria pertusa
Lineage: Eukaryota; Fungi; Ascomycota; Dothideomycetes; Pleosporales; Trematosphaeriaceae
Product: alpha/beta-hydrolase
Exons: 1
Coding region: 203-1141 (312 amino acids)
Biological process (GO): glycerolipid catabolic process
Molecular function (GO): triacylglycerol lipase activity
Source: RefSeq, a predicted model, not a curated record
CUGGCGAAGAAAACAAGAUCCGGGGCCCCGCUUAGCAAAAAUAAUGGUGAUGUUCGCGCAAAGGUUCGUAUUGGAAUUAGGGGCGCAGACGCUUGCGGCAAUGGAGGAUGCGUAUAAGAACUGAGCUGACCUCUGGCGUACGAGGUUGGAACCGACCUGUAUCGUCAACCAGGUUUGACUCUGUGACAUCUGGCUACGAAGCAUGUCUUUCUCACGUCUCCUCGCCUUCUCCUUGCUAGCCAUCACGCCAUUCCACUUCCCCCCCGCCCUCGCCCAAUCCUCCGUCCAAACAACCGGCUACCUCACCGUCCCCUCCGCAUCCCUCUACUACGAAACCUAUGGCACAGGUCCCCUCCUCCUCUUCAUCUCCGGCGCAAACGGCGACGCCGACAUCUGGCGGCCCGUAGCCAAACUCCUCGCCGCCAACUACACCGUCGCCAUCUACGACCGCCGCGGCUUCUCGCGCUCCUACCUCUCGCCCACCGCCGUGCAGAACUACACGCUGCGCCUUGAAACCGACGCCACCGACGCAAAACAACUGCUCGACCAUCUCUCCCCGGGCACGCCCGCCACAGUCCUCGGAACCUCCUCCGGCGCCCUCGUCGCGAUGCAGCUCCUGCUUAUGUACCCCGCCGCCCUCAAAACGCUCAUCCCCCACGAACCCCCCGCGCUCACCAUCCUCCCCGACGUCGCGGCCCUCGUCGCCGGCCAGCGCGACGUCUACGCCGUCUACCGCGCGCUCGGCAUCCCCGCCGCGCUGCUGAAAUUCCUCACGCUGUACGAUCCCAGCGCCUCGUUCAACCCGGGCACGGAUAGCGUCUCUGGCUUUUCGAUCGAUGCGCGCGAGUCGCCGUUUGUGAGUGGGAAUCUGCAGUACUGGUUUGAGCGGGAGGUGCUGCAGUAUCCGCUCAAGGAGUGGGAUUUGGAUGCGCUGGGCGCCGGGGGCAGGAAGGAGAAGUUGGUGCUGGCGUGUGGGAGUACGACGAGCGCGGAGGGUGCGCAGUAUCGGAGUAAUGUGGUUAUGGCGGAGAGGUUUGGGUUGAAUGUUACGUUGCUGGAGGGGAGUCAUGUGGGGUAUGCGGGGGAUACGAUGGUGGGCUGGGCGAGGGAUUUGGUGGGUGUGUUGGCGGGGAGGAGGUGA